AUGAGUAAACACGUGGCAAGAGAUAAUUCUCUUUGGAAUCGCAUUAUGUAUGGUGGUUCCAGACAACCGGCACCUGUGGAUGUUGACCCUGAGAAAUACUCCACUUUCCCAUCGGAGAAGGCUCCUACGACAAAUACAAACACUCGGGAGAAAAAUCGCAAGUUAGCGACUCGAUACCGGUGCAUCCUGGCUAUUCUCUGUAUUUGGUCUGUUACUCUUUUUUAUCUAGCUGGGAUACAAAUAAGAGCGCUCACAAAUACCGCUCUCCCCGAACCCCGUCGCUUUGCCAACUACCAGGGUCUUUUGGAAACUGGAUUUUACCCCGAAUCUCUGAGUGCCCAAGAAGUCUUGAGCGUAGCAUUUCCAUUCAAGCCGGAAAAGAAAUAUGGCAAGCCCGUUUACGAAUCUGUCUUGAUUGAUCACGUUUUCGACUCGUGGGGAAAACCACUGGUACACAAAUUUGUGCCUCCAAAAGAUGUUGAGUUCAACCGUGUUGUCUUAAAGUUGAAAACCUCUGUGGAUGGUGUUCAGUACGACAGAUUGGCUCACUUGUAUGUGAAUGGUGCUGAAAUUUGGCGUACCUCGACCAUCGAGCCUGGAGCUAGGUCUGUCUUCUCUGAAUUCAAGAAGGACGUCUCCUCUUACACUACAUUGUUUCAAAAGCCUUGUGACGUAUUGUUCCAAUUGGAUAACAUAGUGUCCGGUGGGUUGACUGGAAAAUUCCACAUUGAGUUGCAAGCGCACUUCUACAACACCGAUUCUUUGGUUUUGGAGGAGAUCGAAGCUCAAACUGAGCAUUCUGCCAACGAAAACUAUCGUUUCUUCGAUAUUCGCAAGCCUGCAGAUCUGGUGUAUCCAUUGUAUUCCAAAAAGGACAAUGCCUCUCCUCCGCUUAAGUACCUUCCUUCUGAUCGCUACUCUGUGAAAUUGCCUCAGGUUUCUAAAAACACAACUAGAGCAAAGUUGACGGUUUUUCUUAGCGGAAACGGUAACGAAGAGUUCUGGUACAGCAAUGUCUUAGACAAACUCGCUGAUCGGUUCGAAAAGGACGGUAACGUUUUCUUUGGCCACGGUCCGCUUCGCUACUUGAACGUUUUUGUGGAUGGCCAGAAAAUUGCUUCUCAAACUCCUCAGCCUUUCCUCUUUACUGGCGCAUACUCACCCGCACUCUGGUCUCCGGUGGUGCCCAAUAAUGCUUUUGAUUUGCCUAGUGUCGAUCUCGAUGUUAGUGGAUUGUUGCCUUUGCUUUGGACUUCAGGGGAUCACGAGUUGAAGCUCUCUGUUGCCAAUGGCUUGGAUGAAUUUCAGGGAUCAUCUUCCGGUAUUGGGCACGAUUGGAUCAUUAGUGCCAACUUGUUGACCUACGAAAGUUCCGAUGUAGAGGAUGCUCAUGGAAAGAUUAUCCAUAUGGGUAAUGCCACCAAAGGAAAUGCAUUUGGCUUCUCCCCACCUUACACGAAGACUAUGCAGCAGAUUUCUACCGGUAAACUUUUGGGCGAGUUGACUAGUGAAAUCUACUUAAAGUUGAAAGACGGCAAGGCGUUGAACACUACAUUCAGCUUGCAUACGCUUGGUGGAAUUUCCAACGUCCAGGACUAUUCGUCACUGGGAGAUGUUGCACACUUUGUGCAUACUGGACGCUCUCUGAAAUCUAUUCUCAUAACGGAUAAUCUGAAUGAGGGUGCUUUGAUUCAUCAGACGAACAUAUCCCUGACUUAUCCAUUGGUAAUCAACUUAUCGCAAAAAAAGACUUCUGAAGGCACUGACCUCGAUUUUAAGAUUGUCAAUGGCCGCACAAUGAAGUUGGAGAUCAACAACGAGCCUGUAUUCGCUGAACAUGUUGUUCAAAACGGAACCUCAGACUUUUUCCUUCGUAACUCGGGUAAUUACGGUUUCGGUUCGUUGACAACAAGAUAUCGUGCACAGGUUAGCGACAAGUUUAAGUAUAAGAGAAGAGUGGAAUCUGAAAACGGUCAAAUCACUUCUGACAACGAAGCUUACGAAGAAUUGGAAAAGGAGGAUUGGGACAAGAUGUAUAAAGAAAUAUCCCAAGCAUCGCAGUUGCACGGACCUAAAAAACAUGGAUGCGGUGGCUCAAGAAUGGGAUCACAUUCACAAUCUGAAGGCGACGAAGGGAGAGGGGCUCACAUGGAACACAAGGGUAGCAGGAAGCACCACACGUCGAAUGGUCACAAAUCCAAGCAUCAUAAGUCGAGCCACCAUGGAGUAAAGCAUCAUGAGCAAAAACAUGGGGCUCACAUGAACGAUGCUAAUGUUAAGAAAAUUGGUUGCCAUGGUAAAUCGCGGGGCAAGACCCAUGACAGCGGUGUGUUCGGCGACGUAUCAAGAUUCUUCAAGAAGGCUAUUUCGUAUUUGCAAGGCCACGUUUGA
Molecule: messenger RNA, 2391 nt
Organism: Clavispora lusitaniae ATCC 42720
Lineage: Eukaryota; Fungi; Ascomycota; Pichiomycetes; Serinales; Metschnikowiaceae
Gene: PNG2
Product: Png2p
Source: RefSeq, a predicted model, not a curated record